Messenger RNA from Wyeomyia smithii (pitcher-plant mosquito), 3499 nucleotides. RefSeq names its product monocarboxylate transporter 13-like. Bases 1396 to 3459 code for a protein of 687 amino acids. The record is from RefSeq and is a predicted model, not a curated record. The transcript is spliced from 7 exons. Gene Ontology annotation, biological process: transmembrane transport; monocarboxylic acid transport. Gene Ontology annotation, molecular function: monocarboxylic acid transmembrane transporter activity. Lineage: Eukaryota; Metazoa; Arthropoda; Insecta; Diptera; Culicidae.
UUUACUUUUAAAGGUGCCGUUCGCGUGAAACUAGCGUCGUCGUUAGGUGCAGUUAAAUAUCUGCUAAUUGUCUAGAGGAAGGCUUAGUUUCGGGGUAAUGAAUUAAGCGUGGCUGAUACGAAUGUGAUUGUUGUCAAUUAGAAUAGUGACAAAGUUGCUUAAGAUGCUAGGCUAGGUUGGGAUAGUUGGAUGAGCUGAGAUAUAAAUAGAUUUUUUGUCGGUAAUAAUGCGCGUAGGUUUGUUGCUUAAGAAGAGAAAACAUCGCCGAAUCGGUGGUUUUGGAAUUCCAGACAUUCUCUUAGAAACAAUGGCUUUGAGCAUCAAUUUUGAUGAUUUAAUUGCACAAUAAGAAAUUUUGAUAGCCGCUAUAUCCCCGGCACCGCCAACAUUAGACGUUCCGUUUGUGCCGCUGGUGCACCAAAGCGGAUGAUGCCAGGCAAGAUAAAAGGCUAUUAUCGCGCAGCGCGGCACACGGCCGGUACGAUUGAGCCGGCGGCGCUGGGCGCAGUUUAUCAGCAGGACCACCAACCUCGUGAUUUGACCGUGCGCAGACGGCAGAAGGGGACGACUUCUGGGUAUCGCACGGCAUUGUGUUAGCGCUGUUCAGUAUAGCGUCGAACCUCGAAUCGACACUGCCUGUAGCUGCAUGCCUGUGCUCUGAUUAGGCGAGCGGUUCGAAGAUUCUCAAGUUGGACAGAGGGCUGCCUGCAAUGUAUCGUACUUUGGACAAUCAAAAAAAUAGUUCGCUGCUGGCAUAAUUUAUGAUAAAUUAUGCGAACUCUUCGUUGGAAACCUUCGGAUUUUUUGUGGAACCUAAAGUAGAGGCUGAGUGAAACAAAGAGCUCUGUUUUGAUUUGAAAAUAUACCAUUAAGUAGAAAACUACUACGUGAGUCGGUAUACUAUUAACAAACAGCUGAAUCUAAUGUGAAAAAGUAGAUUGUAGAGGGAACGAGUGAAGUGUUACGAAUAACUAAACGUAAUCAGUCUAAUCAAAAGUGAUAAUGGCAUUUCGGAGCGGUGUACGAGGGAAUGAUGUCGGGUGCAUCGGUACAGCGUGGCUGUUUCUUGUUCGCAGGUCAUUGUAGAUCUGAGAGUAGUGCAUCCGUGGACGUGGAGAUUCUUCACUAUCCACGAUCGGCUGGCGUUAGUGAUUGACAGUGAUGUUGCGAACCUAAAAUGUUACAGGCUGUUCUCUUAACGAUACGCUUUAUGUAUUGUGUAUACGAUAGUUGCAGAAUCAUUUUGAAAAACAAGUGCGCUCUUCCAGCUGAUAGCUGAUAAUAUAGAGCAGGCAGGAGUGACUACGUGACUGUGUGAAGAUUACAAUUGUUUGCUCGGGUCAAAUUGCACUGUAACAACAGGUGUACACGGAUAUAAGAUUUUGCUAAGUAACAAUGGCCGAACUUGCUCAGCUGCGGCCCCCGGACGGCGGCUGGGGAUGGAUGGUGGUGUUUGCCUACGGAAUGGCUAAUAUCAUGAUCAUCCCGGUGCUGCAGAGUUUUGGUCUGAUCUUCAAGGACACCUUCAAACAGAUUAACGUUUCCGCCACGGGCGCUUCGCUCAUCAUCAACCUGGCAUCGUCGGUCGGAAUGACGUUCGGCCUGUUCAACGGUCCGCUACUGCGUAACUUCGGCUUCCGGAAAGUGGCCGCCGCAGGCGGAACGAUGUUUUCACUGGGACUAAUGCUUACCUCCACCGCACAAACGUUCGCGCAUUUCAUCAUAACCUAUAGUAUUAUAGCUUCUCUCGGGAUGGGGUUUUGCAAUUCGUCGUUCUCGCUUGCGUUGAACACUUACUUUGUUGUUCGAAGAAACAAAGCGGCCGGAAUCGCAAUGACCAUCACCGGGUUGGGACCGAUUCUGUUGCCCCAGCUGGUCUCACUGCUUGUUGGGCUGUACGAUCCACGGAGUUGUUUGCUCAUCAUUGGUGCACUGGCUACCCAUAUCAUCGCAGCAUCCCUGCUGUUGCAGCCCGUCAAAUGGCAUAUGAUCCCGGUAGAACAGAAGCAUGACUCCGUCACUGGGAAAGACAGUUCCGACGAUAAAAGCUCCGCUGUUGAUGCGAUUGUCCCAGUGCAGAACUGUCGGAACAACACCGAUAAUGGCAUUUGGGAGGCCGAAUCAGACACCGAGGAAGGUUACCUAGAGGAACAAAGCUACCUCACCGAUCACGAAACUGACGCCCAGAGCAUCUACGGGUUUGAGCUGACUUCCCAAAUUCGAAGGCGCGAUUCGAUAGCCGCUCUUUCGCGAGCCAAAAGUGAAGUAUUUCAUCCCGUACAGAGGCGUCCAUCGUUGGUUGAAAACUUGACCUUCAAAUCAGGGUCACAGAGUUUGGGCACCACACCUGAGAAGCGCCGUUGGUUUCAGGCCGAUUCAGAUGAAUCGGUGAAUUUGGGAAGCUCUUUGAAAAUUUUCGACGAGCGAGAACGAAGAAAUUCAAUGGACACUGUAAUGCCUAAACGCAAACUGUCCGGCAUCUUUACAGGGCGACGCCCGUCCAUUAAAAGAUGGUUCGAAAAAUCGGAAGAUUCAGUUCAUUUAAGUAGUUCACUACGAAUAUUCGAAGCUCGUAGAGGUUCUCAUCCGAGCCUCCGCGAGAGUUCACCAGCGCUUCCAACAGUUUCAAACUCGAAGCUUCCAGUUUUAAGUGAAAACCAGGGUCUCACGGAGGACAAUCGUUUUCCCUCGAUUAUGCGUCAGCUGGAUCGGCCUAACGCAACGCGACCAUCCGGGUCGAAAACUACCACCUUCAAACUGGACAACGUCGACGGUGAUAUUCCAAAUCAGCAGAAGAAAACCUUUGCGCAGAAAGUUGUCGCACUGUUUGAUCUCACCCUGCUGAAAGACAAAAUUUAUGUUAAUAUGAUGCUAGGAAUGGCGGUCUCUGUGUUUGCCGAGAUCAAUUUCUCACUCAUGACUCCUUUCAUUCUGAGCGAUCUGGGCUACCGUACGGAACAAAUCGCGUCGAUAAUGUCGACGCUGGCAGUGGCGGAUUUGAUAUUUCGCUUUAUUUCGCCGUUUGUUGGAGACUUCCUCAGAUUGUCACCGCGGAUUAUGUACAUGAUUUCGCUUAGCAUGUUGAUAGUGUUUCGAUUCAGUAUCCUCAUAGCACGUAAUUAUGCCGAAAUGAUUGCGGUUGCUUUCUUCCUGGGAGUGGCGAAGGGCGUUCGAACCGUCUACAUGGGCUUAGUGAUACCUAGUUAUAUACCGAUUAAACGACUGCCGUCGGCCUCCAGCAUCCAGAUGAUGAUGAACGGGGUAAUCCUGAUGAUGAUUGGUCCCCUGGUGGGACUGAUUCGGGACCUGUCCGGCAGCUACUCGAAAAGCAUUCUACUCAUCAACGCGUUCACUAUCGUAACGCUGAUAAUGUGGGCGAUCGAAAUGGCUUACGUGAAGCGGAAAAGCCGCCAGAAACAGUUGGAGGCCGCGGCUGGCGCGGGUUUGUGUGAUAGGUAGUAUUUUGUAUUUAGAAUAUAUGCUGUGUUCUUUUUGAGCA